CUAUUGUUUGUUGAGAUUGGCAUUCUAUUCUUGAGGGAAUUUGUAUCUUCUUCCUCACUUGCCUGUCUGCUCUAACAUUUAUAGAGGACCGGCCUAACUAGAGCCAGAGGAAGGUAGAUCUGAGCAGAAGGGUCGCUUUUGUCGGUGGAGCUUCAGAUUCGUUCCAUAGCCAUGGCUUCAAAGCUUCUGUUGAUCACAGUCUUUGUCUUUGACCUCAUUGCUUUUGGAUUGGCUGUUGCUGCUGAGCAGAGGAGGAGCACUGCCACGGUUAAGCAGGACAAUGAAGUGGAGUACAAUUACUGCGUGUACGACUCCGACAUAGCAACUGGGUAUGGAGUCGGCGCGUUUCUGUUCCUGAUGGUCAGUCAGGUUCUCAUAAUGGUGGCAAGCCGCUGCUUCUGCUGUGGGAAACCAAUCAGCCCCAGCGGGUCCAGGGCUUGGGCUGUCAUUCUUUUCUUGAUCUGCUGGGUGUUCUUCAUAAUCGCCGAGAUGUGCUUAUUGGCCGGGUCCGUCAGGAAUGCAUACCACACCAAGUACAGGACCAUUUUCAGCGAGAACCCUCCGUCGUGUCAGACCCUUCGAAAGGGAGUUUUUGCAGCCGGUGCUGCCUUCACCUUCCUCACUGCCAUCGUCUCUGAGUUCUACUACAUCUGCUAUUCUCGGGCUCGGGACAACAACUAUUAGAUGUAUUCCUUUUGUGCGAUUCUGAUGCAGGACGUAUGUUGCCAUGAAGUGAAUAUCAGUACAGUUUGAGUGAACAUGACCAGAGAUGAAUCGUAGCAUCUUCACAACGAUUCCUUCAUCGAUUCCCGAUCAUGUGUCGUAUUUCCAUUGAAUGGUUUCUUCUUUUUCUCAAACUAUAGGGGAUUUUUGUCUUCCUGUUUGUAAUGCCUAUACUAUAGAUUGUAGAAUAAUAUGUCUCCGCUGUGUAUUACUACAUGGUAAUAUUUUUUCUCAAGUACAAAUGAUCUCAGUUCAUAUUUGAUUA
This is a messenger RNA of Punica granatum (pomegranate), 988 nucleotides long. The record is from RefSeq and is a predicted model, not a curated record. NCBI's taxonomy places the organism in Eukaryota, Viridiplantae, Streptophyta, Magnoliopsida, Myrtales, Lythraceae.